AUGAGUGAGCUGGUAGGAGCCGCCUUCGGUUCGGUAGCCACGGCGGCUUCGAACGUCGGAUGGUUUGCGCCUAUGCUAGUGGCGGCCAUUGCCUACUUCCAGUAUGAAGACUUCGUAGACCCAGAGGCAAGAGUGAUAGAUAUUCCAACAGAUUCAAUGAUGGAUAAAUACGAUUUUAUUAUAAUAGGUGCCGGUUCGGCUGGAGCGGUAUUAGCCAAUCGACUUACAGAAGUCGAAAAUUGGAACGUUUUAGUACUAGAAGCUGGUGGAGAUGAGACUGAAAUUUCAGAAGUACCAUUAAUGGCUGGAUAUUUGCAACUAAGUAAAUUAGACUGGAAAUAUAAAACUGAACCUUCCGGAAAAUACUGCUUAGCUAUGCUUGGAGGACGUUGUAAUUGGCCCCGAGGAAAAGUAUUGGGUGGUUCGAGUGUCCUGAAUUACAUGCUUUAUCUAAGAGGAAACAAAAAGGAUUAUGACAAUUGGGAAUCCUUGGGCAAUGCCGGUUGGGGCUACAAGGAUGCUUUGUAUUAUUUUAAAAAAUCAGAAGAUAAUACUAAUCCAUACCUGGCCAAUACUCCAUACCAUUCAACGGGCGGUUAUUUGACAGUAGGAGAAGCACCUUACCACACCCCGUUAGCAGCUGCUUUUGUUGAAGCAGGUGUCGAAAUGGGAUACGACAAUAGAGAUUUGAAUGGUGCCAAAACAACAGGCUUUAUGAUAGCACAAGGAACGAUCAGAAGAGGCGGCCGAUGUAGCACUGGUAAAGCAUUUUUAAGACCGGCGCGUCUUCGACCUAAUUUGCAUGUCGCCAUGUACUCGCAUGUAACACGUAUCAUGAUUGACCCUAUAACUAAAGUCGCGUUUGGAGUAGAAUUCAUCAGAGACAGGAAAAUUCACCAUGUUCGAGCUACGAAGGAAGUGAUAUUAUCCGGUGGUUCAAUCAACUCACCACAAAUUCUUAUGCUCUCAGGAAUAGGUCCGAAAAGUGAACUCGCAAAACAUAGAAUUCCACUGAUCAACGAUCUAGCUGUUGGUGAAAACCUUCAAGAUCACGUAGCGCUUGGAGGUCUUACUUUUAUGGUCAACCAGCCAGUGUCAAUUGUGGAAAACCGAUUCCAUUCCAUGUCAACUGUGCUACAGUACGCAGUCUUAGGGCAAGGACCCCUCACAAUUCUGGGAGGUGUUGAAGGAUUGGCAUUUGUCAACACGAAAUAUGUCAACGCUUCGGACGAUUACCCAGAUAUUGAAUUCCACUUUGUAUCCGGAUCAACUAAUUCUGAUGGUGGAAAUCAAUUGCGAAAGGCACACGGACUGACUGAUGCAUUUUAUAACGCCGUUUAUGCACCAAUUAACAACAUGGAUUCUUGGAGCAUCAUACCCAUGCUACUGCGUCCCAAAAGCACAGGUCAAAUCAAGCUUCGCAGUGGGAAUCCACUUGAUUAUCCGUACAUUUAUCCCAACUAUUUUGAUGAAGAACUCGAUAUCAAAACUCUUAUAGAAGGAGCGAAGAUAGCUUAUGCCGUCUCCAGGACACACACGAUGCAAAAAUAUCAAUCCACACUAAGUGCCUACAAAUUUCCCGGAUGUUCGCACAUAAAGAUGUUUACGGAUCUUUAUUGGGAGUGCAUGAUACGCCACUACACGAGCACCAUUUACCAUCCGGUGGGUACCUGUAAGAUGGGUCCAUACUGGGAUAAAACAGCAGUCGUUGACCCGCAGCUGCGUGUGUACGGCAUACGAGGGCUCCGAGUAAUCGACGCAAGUAUUAUGCCAAAAUUAGUUAGUGCCAACACCAACGCGCCGGUGAUUAUGAUAGCCGAAAAAGGAGCAGACCUUAUAAAGGAUUUCUGGAUUAAGAGAAGCGUUGCUUAA
Messenger RNA from Sabethes cyaneus, 1872 nucleotides. RefSeq names its product glucose dehydrogenase [FAD, quinone]. Bases 1 to 1872 code for a protein of 623 amino acids. The record is from RefSeq and is a predicted model, not a curated record. The transcript has 3 exons. Gene Ontology annotation, molecular function: oxidoreductase activity, acting on CH-OH group of donors; flavin adenine dinucleotide binding. NCBI's taxonomy places the organism in Eukaryota, Metazoa, Arthropoda, Insecta, Diptera, Culicidae.